Hibiscus syriacus is the source of this 469-nucleotide messenger RNA. Its product is annotated as cysteine-rich and transmembrane domain-containing protein WIH2-like. The coding region runs from base 61 to 330 and encodes 89 amino acids. The record is from RefSeq and is a predicted model, not a curated record. The transcript has 3 exons. Gene Ontology annotation, cellular component: plasma membrane. Lineage: Eukaryota; Viridiplantae; Streptophyta; Magnoliopsida; Malvales; Malvaceae.
AGAGAGAGAGAGAGAAUCAUCCUCGCUGAAAGUAUCUGCAGAAAUUUCUGUUAGAAAACAAUGAGUUAUUACAAUCAGCAACAGCCUCCUGUCGGUGUUCCUCCUCCUCAAGGUUAUCCACCGGAAGGAUAUCCGAAGGACGCUUAUCCGCCGCCGGGAUAUCCUCCACAACAAGGAUAUCCUCAAGGUUAUCCUCCUCAGGGAUAUCCUCCUCCUUACGCACCUCAAUAUGCUCAGGGGCCGCCGCCUCAGCAACAGCAGAGCACUGGCUUCAUGGAGGGCUGUUUGGCUGCCCUGUGCUGUUGUUGCCUGCUGGAUGCUUGCUUCUGAAAGCUUCUGCCGGCCUUAAUCGAAUCAAAUGCUCUUCAUUUCCGCAUGUAUCUUUCUAUCUUUUUUCCGUCUCGUUUUCCAUUGAAUCGGACCUUUGCUUGGAUUUAAAACUCUGUGUGAUACUGUUCUUCAACUUUAA